CACACAGCUGGAGAACCAACGGUCGCUGUUUCUAGGUAACCAGCGGUGUUAAUAUAUCGUGUUUUCCCCUCCUUUUUUGGGUUUUUUAGCUACUGUAAUGCAGUCAAAGUGAUUAUCGAUUAUCGCUGAAGUAACCGGGUGGGAUUAUAAAUCUGCGUGUCUCUCCUCGGCUGACCGGGAGCCGCCAUGGAGUGCCGUGUCCUGUCCAUACAGAGCCAUGUAGUCCGGGGAUACGUGGGCAACAAGAGCGCCUCUUUCCCAUUACAGGUUUUGGGGUUUGAGGUGGACUCCAUCAACUCUGUCCAGUUCUCCAACCAUACAGGUUACUCCCACUGGAAGGGCCAGGUGUUAACAGCAGACGAGCUCCAUGUUCUCUAUGAAGGGAUCAAACUGAACAAUGUGCACCAGUACGACUACGUUUUAACAGGGUAUACCAGAGACACAUCCUUCUUGGAGAUGGUGGUGGACAUUGUUCAGGAGCUAAAGAGAGCCAACCCCAAUCUGGUGUAUGUGUGUGACCCCGUCCUCGGUGAUCAUGGAUCUAUGUACGUUCCUCAAAACCUUUACCCUGUCUAUAAGAACAAGGUGGUUCCUGUUGCUGACAUUAUUACUCCCAACCAGUUUGAGGCUGAAUUAUUGACGGGGAAAACCAUCAGCACAGAGAAAGAUGCUGUAGAGGUGAUGGACCUCCUUCAUGCUAUGGGUCCAGACACAGUGGUCAUCACCUCCUCUGAUCUGCCCUCCAGACUGGGAGAUCGCUUCCUCGUGUCGUUGGGCAGCCAGCGCUACGUUCGUCCAGACGGCAGCAGGACGACACAGAGAGUUCGAAUAGAAGUACCCAAAGUGGACGCUGUCUUCGUAGGAACCGGAGAUUUGUUUGCUGCUAUGCUGCUAGCGUGGACACACCAUCACCCUAAUGACCUAAAGACGGCCUGUGAGAAGACGUUUUCGGUGAUGCACCACGUUAUCCAGAGGACCAUAUCUUACGCUCAUGAGUUAGCAGGUCCUGGUCGGAGGCCCAGUCCGCCCCAGCUGGAGCUGAGGAUGGUUCAAAGUAAAGCUGACAUAGAAGACCCUGCUAUAGUUACGGAGGCCACAGUCAUAUCCUAACAUUACCGACCCAUGAGACUCAUACUAACC
Messenger RNA from Scomber japonicus (chub mackerel), 1140 nucleotides. RefSeq names its product pyridoxal (pyridoxine, vitamin B6) kinase b (gene pdxkb). Gene Ontology annotation, molecular function: pyridoxal kinase activity. Bases 187 to 1110 code for a protein of 307 amino acids. Gene Ontology annotation, cellular component: cytosol. The transcript has 11 exons. Gene Ontology annotation, biological process: pyridoxal 5'-phosphate salvage. Lineage: Eukaryota; Metazoa; Chordata; Actinopteri; Scombriformes; Scombridae. The record is from RefSeq and is a predicted model, not a curated record.